This is a messenger RNA of Camponotus floridanus (Florida carpenter ant), 1181 nucleotides long. RefSeq names its product solute carrier family 23 member 2. The annotation marks the transcript as partial. Gene Ontology annotation, molecular function: transmembrane transporter activity. The transcript has 7 exons. The record is from RefSeq and is a predicted model, not a curated record. Lineage: Eukaryota; Metazoa; Arthropoda; Insecta; Hymenoptera; Formicidae. Gene Ontology annotation, cellular component: membrane. Gene Ontology annotation, biological process: transmembrane transport.
GACGCGCUUGAAUGUGAAUCGGUUAUCCGAGUGAAGAAUUGCGUGCUCGUGUUCAUUAAAACGUGUUUCUUCUUUCGACGAGUCUUCAUGAGAUUUUUUUAUAUUGGACGAUCGAUUAAGUCAUUCAUAGGAAUAUCAUCUUGUAUUUCUUGCUAAAAUGACGGAGAACGAAAUACAAAUCGAAAUGAACACACAAAAUUUGACGGUCAUAACGCCCAAAAAAACGACGAACAAUGAAAACAGAAAUCCUAAUAUCACCUAUGGCAUCGAUGAUAUACCACCGUGGUAUCUAUGUUUAUUUAUGGCAUUGCAGCAUUACUUAACUAUGAUUGGCGCUAUCGUUUCUAUUCCCUUUAUUCUAACGCCAGCCCUUUGCAUGACUGAAGAUGAUCCUGCAAGGAGCAAUAUUAUUUCUACGAUGAUCUUUGUCACCGGUUUGGUGACAUUAAUCCAGACUACUAUAGGAUGUAGAUUACCAUUGGUGCAAGGUGGCACUAUAUCGUUUUUAGUGCCAACUCUAGCGAUAUUGAACCUGCCGCAAUGGCAGUGCCCCAUGCCAGAAGUCUUAAAUCAAAUGUCCUACGAGAAUCGGACUGAGCUAUGGCAAAUUCGAAUGAGAGAACUGUCGGGUGCUAUUGCUGUUUCCGCUCUGUUUCAAGUAAUCAUCGGAUUUGGAGGUAUUGUUGGGUAUUUGCUGAAAUUUAUAACUCCGUUAACAAUAGUGCCGACGGUUUCAUUGGUUGGGCUCUCUUUGUUCGAAAAUGCAGCGGAUGCUGCGUCUCAGCACUGGGGUAUUGCAGCUGGAACAAUAAUACUGCUAACUAUAUGCUCUCAAAUAAUGAUUAAUGUGCCAUUUCCAUUUCCAAUAUAUCGCAAAAGUCAAGGAUUUCAUAUUAUCUGGUUUGAACUAUUUAAACUUUUUCCGAUUUUAUUAACAAUAAUCAUUAUGUGGAUAAUUUGCACUAUACUAACGAUGACUGAUAUGCUACCAUACGGUCAUCCUGCCAGAUCCGAUAGUAAAUUGAAAAUAAUAAGCGACUCACCAUGGUUUCGUGUACCAUAUCCUGGACAGUGGGGUGUACCCACUGUAACGUUAUCAGGAGUACUCGGUAUGCUAGCAGGAGUACUAGCAUGCACGGUUGAAUCUAUUAGUUACUAUCCAACUACUGCGAGAAUGUGUG